AUGAUCGCAGCAGGUCUGCUCCUCUUUAGUCUUUUCUCUUCUCUUGCUUUGGGCCAGCCCACCGCGCAUGAUGUCUUUCAUGUUCACGAGAAGCGCUCGGAUGUCCCGAACGGCUUCAAGUACGUAGGGAAGGCAGCCCCGAAUGCGACGUUGGACCUCAGGAUCGCGCUUGUCCAGAGCGAUCCCGCUGGACUGGAGGCCGCGCUGUAUGAUGUCAGCACGCCUGGGAACAAGAACUAUCGCAAGCAUCUCACUAAGGCCCAGGCUGAUGCCUUCAUAGCACCAAAGCCUGAGAGCGUGCAAGCGGUUACGACCUGGCUGGCCAAGAACAAUGUCACCGCGCAGACCUCGGCGACUGGGGAGUGGAUGAAGAUCCGCAUUCCUGUCUCGCAGGCGAACGCGUUGUUGGACACGCAGUUCAACGAGUAUAGCCACGACGAGACGGGUCUCACCGUCCUGCGUACGAUGUCAUAUUCCGUCCCAGCCAGCGUGAAGGGACACCUCGAUUUCAUCUACCCAGCGACUGCGUUUGUUGCUCCAAGACCAGUACCCGCUGAGCUACAGAUUAUGCAAUCGCGGGAGACGAGCACUCACGGCAUCUCGAAGCGGGCGCGAGGUAACAGGAAGAGUCGGACAACUCUCAACGCCAUUCCGGCGAUGACCACAUCUAAGCCUGCGCAAGCGACGGGGCCUGUCUCGCCGGACGACUCGUGCAAAACGAAGAUCACCCCUGCAUGCUUGCAAGCUAUCUAUAACAUUCCUCCGGACUCGGCGCUCAACACAUCCAGCAACAUCUUUGUGGCAAGCUUCGUCGGGGAGUCGGCAGACCCAGCAGAUCUGAAGAAAUUCUUGGGUGAGUUCCGUCCAGACGUAAGCCAAGGGACGACUUUCCGUGUGAAGGCUGUCGAUGGAGGAACAAACAACGCCUCCAAGGCGACAAUCGAGGCCAGCUUGGACGUGCAAUACACGGUCGGGGUUGCAGCGGGUGUCGACACAACAUUCGUUUCCGUCGGAUCAAAUAACACCGACGGCAUAGCUGGAUUUCUCGACGUUAUCAAUGAUCUCAUCUCACAAGAGGAGCCACCUUUUGUUCUCACAACAAGCUUCGGUUUCAACGAGAAGGAUGUACCGGUUGGUCUGGCGAACAACCUGUGCAACGCGUAUGCCAAGCUCGGCGCGCGCGGCACCACAAUCAUCUUCGGCUCGGGAGAUGGUGGAGUUGCCGGCAUCCAGAACCAAAACUGUACAACCUUCGUUCCCACCUUCCCGUCCUCAUGCCCAUUCGUUACAUCCGUCGGCGGGACAAACAGCUUCGGACCAGAGGUCGCCGUCUCCUUCUCCGCGGGUGGCUUCUCCAACGUCUUUGCGCGUCCGAAGUACCAGGACGACGUCGUCCCGGCCUACCUCAAGACGCUUGGCAGUACCAACAAGGGCUUGUUCAACGCUUCCGGGCGCGGCUUUCCCGAUAUAGCCGCGCAGGCGAAGAGCUUCCAGGUCGUUCGUGGCGGCCAAACGAUAUCCGUUUCUGGCACCAGCGCGGCGGGCCCCACUGUCGCGGGGGUAGUAGCGCUCUUGAACGACGCCGUAUUCCAGGAUGGGGGACAGCCGCUUGGGUUCUUGAACCCACUCCUUUACUCCUCGGCAGCGUCUGCACUCAAUGAUAUCACGCAAAGCAACAAUCCUGGAUGCGGUACGGAUGGGUUCCCUACGUCGGAGGGAUGGGAUCCGGUCACUGGGCUUGGCACGCCCGACUUCGCUAAGCUUCUGGAUGUCGUCAAGAAGUCGAGUUGA
Dichomitus squalens LYAD-421 SS1 is the source of this 1791-nucleotide messenger RNA. RefSeq names its product subtilisin-like protein. The record is from RefSeq and is a predicted model, not a curated record. The coding region runs from base 1 to 1791 and encodes 596 amino acids. The transcript has 8 exons. Lineage: Eukaryota; Fungi; Basidiomycota; Agaricomycetes; Polyporales; Polyporaceae. Gene Ontology annotation, biological process: proteolysis. Gene Ontology annotation, molecular function: serine-type endopeptidase activity; tripeptidyl-peptidase activity.